AUGGUUGUGAGCAUUUCACGGGUUUACGCCGAUGUGAAUGAGCACAAACCUAAGUCAUAUUGGGAUUACGAGAAUCUCUCUAUAUCUUGGGGAACACAGAAAAGUUAUGAGGUUACAAGGAAAGUGGGUAGAGGAAAAUAUUCAGAGGUUUUUGAGGGUUGUGAAAUGGGUACAGGAAAUAAGAUAAUAAUUAAGGCACUUAAGCCAAUAAAGAAGAAGAAGAUCAAGAAGGAGAUAAAAAUUUUACAGGAUUUGGCAGGGGGACCACAGAUAGUGGAACUUUUAGAUGUUGUGAGGGAUCCAAUAUCGAAAACACCGGCACUGAUAUUUGAAUACGUUAAUAAUAUGGAUUUUAAGGUUCUCUAUCCACAACUCACAGAUAUGGAAGUUCGUUUCUACAUGUAUAAAUUACUGGAGGCAAUAAAUUAUGCACAUUCAAUGGGUAUAAUGCAUAGAGAUAUUAAGCCUCACAAUGUUAUGAUUGAUCGUGCGCAUAAGAAGUUGAGACUUAUUGACUGGGGAUUGGCUGAGUUUUACCAUCCAGGAAUGGAUUACAACGUUAGAGUAGCAUCUAGAUACUUUAAAGGUCCAGAACUACUGGUCGAUUAUCGAUUUUAUGAUUACUCUUUAGAUAUAUGGUCAUUCGGUGCAACAUUUGCUUCAAUAAUUUUUAAAAAAGAACCUUUUUUUUAUGGGAAAUCCAAUACCGACCAACUUGUUCAGAUCGCUCGUGUUCUCGGAACUGACGAUCUAUACAAAUAUUUAGACAAAUACGGCUUGAAGCUGGGACAACAAUAUGCUGAUCUUGGCCAUUAUAUUCGUAGGCCAUGGAAACGUUUUGUUAAUGAUGGUAACAAAAAUUUAGUAAGUGAUGAGGCCAUUGAUUUGAUAGACAAAAUUCUUCGUUACGACCAUCAAACAAGACUUACCGCCAAAGAAUGCAUGAUGCAUGCAUACUUUGAUCCGAUUCGAUCAGUUCUCAAAUUGUCAAAGUAG
Molecule: messenger RNA, 996 nt
Organism: Brettanomyces bruxellensis
Lineage: Eukaryota; Fungi; Ascomycota; Pichiomycetes; Pichiales; Pichiaceae
Exons: 1
Coding region: 1-996 (331 amino acids)
Biological process (GO): protein phosphorylation; regulation of transcription by RNA polymerase I; DNA damage response
Cellular component (GO): nucleus; cytosol; protein kinase CK2 complex
Molecular function (GO): protein serine/threonine kinase activity; ATP binding
Source: RefSeq, a predicted model, not a curated record